This is a messenger RNA of Corticium candelabrum, 3836 nucleotides long. RefSeq lists its product as uncharacterized. Gene Ontology annotation, cellular component: signaling receptor complex; plasma membrane. The record is from RefSeq and is a predicted model, not a curated record. Gene Ontology annotation, molecular function: protein binding; transmembrane receptor protein tyrosine kinase activity; ATP binding. The transcript has 20 exons. Gene Ontology annotation, biological process: positive regulation of kinase activity; cell surface receptor protein tyrosine kinase signaling pathway; protein phosphorylation. The coding region runs from base 189 to 3494 and encodes 1101 amino acids. Lineage: Eukaryota; Metazoa; Porifera; Homoscleromorpha; Homosclerophorida; Plakinidae.
GGGACCACAGCUGGGACGUGUACACGUACACACACGUACACGUACAUGCAACGCAAUCCGUUCCACAAAUUGAGUGACGUAAUCAAGUGCAAAGAUGAGACACCGGAAGCAAUUUACGACACCAAGUUCACACAUUAUCCCGGAUACUACAUUGUCUUCUCUCUCUCUUUUCCUUUUCUUUUCCGCAGAUGACGUUACGGACGUCUGUACAAUUUCUGAUAGGUGUUUUCAUUUUAUCCGUCACGAGAAGGGCGUUUACACAACGAAACGAGACGGAUCGACGGCUUUUGGAAGCUCGCUGCUUUUCUCGUUGCCUUGUGUAUGAUCCGACAGCGUCAACGGGCAAACAAGAGUGGGCUCCGUACAGUUUUACUGACUUUAUCUACUGUGUUGAACCCUGCUACCAUUUGCAUACUAACGAUGUCAACACCUGUUUGAGGGUAUGUCAGUCAGCACCUGGGUUUACACCUACUCAAAUUGCAUUGUGUAACGAGUCAUGUCAUUUCGUUGACAGAAUGAAGAUGGAACCCACAGGAACAUCAUUUUCACCCGGAUCGCCAUAUCUCCCUGAUAUCCCAUCGUCUCUUCCUGUCGUUGUCAUCAAGGAUGGUGACGUCACUUUGCAAUGGAAACCUCCUGAUCCGGUCUACCCUUCAUCCGGCAUUGACCAUGGACUUGGACGUGGUGCUGUGUUUGUGGUGCAAUACGCAUCCGUUCAGUGUGGAGACACGACCGACUCUCUGAACUGGAUUUCUGGUAAAUUUCCUGCAAGAAAUCAACGUAUUAAAUUGGCCACUUCUCAGGAGCUAAGUCUUGCAGAAGAUCAGCUGUAUGUGUUUCGUGUGGCAACUGUUAAUGCAAAUGGAACUCAAGGUUUCUCAAUGCCAUCAUUAGCUUAUUCAAUAGCGAAGAAAUGUGUGAAGGAAAGUUCUGAGAUACCUGGUAGUCCAAACAACGUUCGACUUCUUGGCUUCGAAGAUUCAUCAAGUAGAGAGAAGGUGCAGGUUGAGGUGUCAUGGAUGAAACCAGUUAUGACAGUAGAGCCGCUAUGCUAUCGUGUGUGUGUGAGAGAAGAGGCAAACAAGUCCGCUAAUGCAGUUGCUUGUCACAAUAGGACAUUACUUCAGAGCAUUGUGUCAUUUAAAUGCAAAAACGGGACAGUCCACGCUUGUCAGAUCGUCGUCGGCUUACACAGCUGUACCUAUGAAGCUGCUGUUUCUUCUAUACCAAUGUUGUUAUCAACUAACAACACAGUGAGCAACCGAGUGGUGAGAUCUGCAGAGUUUUUCAAUGCGACUGAAAAAAUUGAGGAUUCAAGUAGGUUCCUGUCCGGUCGUCCGUUGUUGUCUCAAGAGAAGACGUUCAAUCAUGGCAUUAACGUCACCGUUCGAUGGUCACUGCCGGUCGAUUUCAGUCCAACUCUUGUCAGAUUCGAUUUGACAUAUGGCUUUGGGAUGCAUUCUGCAAACAUAUUUCAUCCACAGUUUAGAAAACUUGGGGAACAAUUUAUUACUUUGAGUUAUGAUCAUGGGCUGAAUUUCUCUGUAAUGUAUCCAGAGUUGGAUCCGGCAACAGACUACUGGUUCAAGGUAUUGCCAGUGAUUGGAGGAAACAAAGGGAGGACAUCAAAAGAAAAUUCACUUACCACUGAUGAUUUUUCUGUACCUGAUGUUCCAUCCAAUGUUACUUUCGUUCUUGAAGACGGCCGUUCAGGGUUUUUCUCUGUGUUCUUGACAUGGACAAACUGGCAACCGAAGUCACCAGUCGAUUACCCAUUGUUGGCAUCGUAUGUCCGUUGGGGAAUCGGAAAGAAUAUUGAUAAAGAAUUGGUGGUUGGGGUGGCAGAAGUCAAUGCUACGACCGAAGAAUACAGAAUAGACGGUUUGAAAAAGGAAGACGAGCAUGGAGCAGAGAUGACCUACUGGUUUCAGGUCUGGUCUGUUAAUGGAAGGGGCAAUGGAUCUAAAUCUAAUGCAAUCUACUUCUCCUCCAAACAGUCGAGUGACAACCUUGUUGUAUACAUCGUUGCUCCCACCGUCACAAUCCUUCUCGUACUCGUCGUCAUCCUGCUCCUUAUCGUCUACUUCUACUGGAGGAGGAAAGUCCAGAAGCUCGCUCACCACGAACGUCUCACAUCUCUACCACUAAAUCAUCUCUACACCCAAACGUACGCCCAUACUGAUGAUGCCCCAGACGAGUGGGAGGUGGCCAUACAUCGAGUCAUACUGGACACGAAGCUGGGGGAAGGCUCGUUUGGUGAGGUCUGGAAGGCAAACAUUUCGGGUACGUUUGGUCCGACUGAUCGACACGCGUCGGUCGUGAGAAGUCUCGGUGCGAGAAAGAGACUGGAACGUCGGAAGGCGACUGAGGAGCAAUCGAUUCCUGUUGCUGUGAAGCUACUGAAGGAGACGGCAUUGGAGGAGGACCGACGAGACCUCCGGAAUGAGAUUAAAUUGAUGAAACGUAUCGGUGCUCACAGACACAUUGUGAGCUUGUUGGGAUGCUGUACGGUUACUGAGUUGUAUCUGAUUGUUGAGUUUGUGCCACAUGGUGAUCUACUCAUGUUGCUGAGAAAGAAUCGUGCGAAACAAGAGAGAGAGGUGAGAGAGAUACCGAAGGAGAGUCACUCGAUACCUAAGAAUGGAUAUCUCCCUCCUGAGGAUGGAUACGUACCUCCUCAGGAUGGAUACGUUCCUCCUGAGGAUGGAUAUCUUCCUUCUGAGGAUGCAUACGUUCCUCCUAAUCUGCCUGCUGUGACCUCAGGGAGUAGCCAACGGUCAAUGUCACCAGUCUAUCGGUUUCACGAGGACGGGACUCCUUAUGUUACCUUCAGUUCACAACUUUUGUUGUCGUAUGGACACCAGAUUGCACUGGGAAUGGAAUAUCUUCACAGUAAAGAUAUGGUCCAUCGUGAUUUGGCUUGUCGCAAUGUAUUAGUGGAUGAUCACCAGAUACUCAAGAUCUCUGACUUUGGAUUGACUCGUGCGAUCUACAAAGACGAAGCAUAUGUGAAGAAGACGCAGGGACGCUUGCCUGUCAAGUGGAUGUCAAUCGAGGCAAUUUUUGAUCGAGAGUUUACGAAACAGAGUGAUGUGUGGUCGUUUGGAGUUGUGUUGUGGGAAAUAUGCACAAUGGGAGGGUUUCCAUAUCCCACGAUACCUAAUGGUAAGCUGCUGGGAAAGCUACGAAGCGGAUAUCGAAUGGAGAAACCAUCCAACUGUUCACAACAACUAUAUGACGUCAUGAUGGACUGUUGGGACGAGAACCCACUCUCAAGGCCUUCGUUCUCUGAUCUUGCACAGAUGUUCAACAAGAUGAUGUCCGGUGAUACCCACAGCCAUCUCCUAGAACUGAACGUGAACCUAGACAGUGACUGUUAUCUUCUCCCCGUUCAAUUGGACGACCUACUUGGUGCAGACGCCGUCGAGAAGGAAGGAGAUCACUCUGGGAUGGAGCUGCCACGGUAUGAAGCAAUGCAUGCGGCACCAAAGUAAGUGACAAAGAAUUUCAGUAAGAAAGAUGAAGCUACCUAUAUGUAAGUGACAUAUGAGGUACUGGUGGGUGUAAUACAAACACAGAGAUAAGGCAAUUUUAUUCACGUAUUUUAGAGUAAAUCCGUGUAUGACUGAGAGUAUACGUUUCUGUUGACUAUAUCUCGCAUGUUGAACAGUCGACUUUAAUGACUGAUUGAUAUUAACGAACUGGUUAUAAUGUUUUUGUGCUAGUGAAUUUAGAGGAGGAUUUAAUUAGAGGAUUAGCGACAUGAGAUAUGAUAGAAGAAAUUGAUAUCAACAAAUGUGUGAGCUGAUACCAGGCCAGCAGAUUGUGAACACUGC